This is a messenger RNA of Erythranthe guttata (spotted monkey flower), 1405 nucleotides long. The record is from RefSeq and is a predicted model, not a curated record. Lineage: Eukaryota; Viridiplantae; Streptophyta; Magnoliopsida; Lamiales; Phrymaceae.
UAUAUAUGGCUCCAUUAGUUGACUUGCCCAAAUUGCCACCAUUUUUGUACAAUCCAAAAGCUUCCAUACAAUCAUUGUCUGAAAUCAAUCACAACCCAAUUUCCCAUGUCUGAAAAGGUUUCUCUCUCUAAACCCAUGUGCUUCAUUUUCUUGAUCAUCUUCUUAUCGGCAUUAGCUUCAGCAUCGGAGCUUUGUUCCAACGCCUUCUGCCGCCGUACAGAACCCAUAAUCCGCUUCCCUUUCCGCCUCCAAAACCUCCAGCCAAGCUCGUGUGGCUACAAAGGCUUCAACCUCUUCUGUGGGGCAUUUAAUCAAACACUUAUCAGUCUCCCCAACUCCGGCAAUUUCACCGUCCAGGCCGUCGACUACGCCGCCCAGAACAUAUGGCUGAACGACCCCGGCGGCUGCCUCCCGAGACGCCUCCUCAAUUUGAACCUCUCCGGCACCCCAUUCAACAAGGCUUUCUCCCAAUCAUUCGAUUUUUUUAAUUGCACGUUCGAUUAUAGGAAGUACGGGUUCAACCCCAUUGGUUGUUUGAGUGGGGAGAAUUACACGGUGCUGGCUUCUUCUUCGGAAAGAGCCGUUAGAUUCUUGGCAUCGAGGUGCAGUUGGGUGGCGUCUGUGGCGGUGCCGGUGCAGUGGGGUUUUUUUGAGCCGAUCGAAACGUCGGAUCUCGGAGAUGAUAUCCUGCUCGGUUGGGCUUCGCCGCGCUGCGGGCGGUGCGAGUCGCGCGGCGGGCGGUGCGGGUAUGGAAGUGCGAACAGUAGUGUGAUUGAGUGCAGAGACGCUGCUCGCCAUGAAAUUGAACUUCCUCCAGAGCUGCCAAGAAGUGCAAGAUACGCCAUCGUUUUGGGUGUAGGUGUACCGGCACUACUCUGCCUCGUCGGACUCGUCGCCUUCGUUUGCAGCCGAUUACCGAACCACAGGCGGCACCACCUCGUAAUGGACUUCUCAGUGGCGGUGGGCCACCAUCCCACCACCACCACCGCCACCGCCGCCGCCAUCUCCGGCUUGGACGGAGCAACCAUAGAGUCCUACCCGAAAACAAUCCUCGGCGAGAGCCGUAGGCUGCCUAAGCCCGAAGACUACAUUUGCUCGAUAUGCUUGUCCGAAUAUGCGCCUAAGGAAACACUGAGAAGUAUACCAGAUUGCCACCAUUGCUUCCAUGCAGAAUGCAUAGACGAGUGGCUCCGGUUAAACCCGUCGUGCCCCGUUUGUAGAAACUCACCGAAACCCUCUUCACCUAAUCUUACACCACAAGUUUCUUGAUUCUUGUUUCUUUUUUUUUUUCGCAUAAAUUGGUAAUUUCUAGAACAUAACUCUUUUGCUGUGUAAAAAUCUUGGUGGUGUAAUAAGCAGAUAUACAUACACUCAGUUACUACCUAAACUAGUUUCGACACUGUGA